Lates calcarifer (barramundi perch) is the source of this 3619-nucleotide messenger RNA. Its product is annotated as GTPase IMAP family member 8. Lineage: Eukaryota; Metazoa; Chordata; Actinopteri; Centropomidae. The coding region runs from base 42 to 2960 and encodes 972 amino acids. The transcript has 5 exons. The record is from RefSeq and is a predicted model, not a curated record. Gene Ontology annotation, molecular function: GTP binding.
CAGACUCCUCCAGCUGAAUCUCUCUCUUGUGGAGUGAAACUAUGGCUGAAACAUCUGUAUCAGAUGUGCAACCUGAGAUGCAGAGCAACAGCAUGGACUUCCUGAUACCUGAAAUGUCAGAGCUGAGGGUUGUUCUGCUGGGGAACAGCUGGUCUCUGAGGAGUUCAGUGGGGAACUUCAUACUGGGAGAGACUGUGUUCAACACAGAGGAAGAAGCAGACUGCUGUCAGAGAGUCAGAGGACAGGUGGAGGAGAAAGAAAUAGUUCUCAUCAACACCCCAGAUCUGCUGCUUCCUGACAUCUCUGAACACAAACUGACAGAACAUAUGAAACACUGUGUGAGACUCUGUGAUCCUGGACCUCAUGUGUUCCUGCUGGUUCUACAGCCUGAAGACUUCACUGAGGAACAGAAGGAGAGGCUCUGCAGAGUCCUUCAACUCUUCAGUGAUCAAUCAUUUGAUCGUUCACUGGUUCUGAUAUCAACACCCAGAGAGGAGAGGGCAGGUGUCCUGGAAAACUACAUGAACCAUCCACCCUUGAAGGACAUGAUCGAACUUUGUAGAGGAUUUUUAUGGAAGAAGACCACUGAACAUUCAGUGCUGUUGGCAAGCAUGGACCAAAUUGUGAAGGAGAAGAAAAGAGAACAUGUGAUGUGUAAAGCAUUUGCAGAUUCACAAUCUGCUUCACCUGGUGAUCAUCAACGACCGACACAGCAGGAAACAGUCUCAGACAAUACCAAACCAUCUUUAAACCUGGUUCUGUGUGGGAGGAGAGGAGCAGUGAAGACUUCAGCAGCCAAGGCCAUUUUAGGUCAGACAGAGCUUCAUUCAGUCUCCACCUCAUCAGAGUGUGUUAAACAUCAGGGAGAGGUGUGUGGACGUUGGGUUUCCCUGGUGGAGCUGCCUGCCUUGUAUGGAAAACCUCAGGAGGCAGUGAUGGAGGAAUCAUUCAGGUGUAUCUCCCUCUGUGAUCCUGAGGGCGUCCAUGCCUUCAUCCUGGUCCUACCUGUGGGUCCCCUCACUGAUGAAGACAAGGGAGAGUUAGAGACCAUCCAGAACACAUUCAGCUCUCCAGUCAAUGACUUCACCAUGAUUCUGUUCACUGUGGUGUCAGAUCCUACAGCUCCAGCUGUUGGUAACUUUCUAAGGGAAAAUAAGAAAAUCCAGGAGCUCUGUCAGAGCUGUGGAGGAAGAUCUGUUGUUCUCAACAUCAAGGACAAACAGCAGAUCCCAGAGCUGUUAGAUGAUGUGGAAAGGGUGAUGCUAUCUAUGGGUAGACCACAUUGCUAUACAACAGAAACAUAUGCCUUUGCCCAGACACAUAAAGGCCCUCAACAAGAAAAGAAUAUUACUACACAACAGGCUGAACCUAAGGACCUGAAACCAAAGACCACAGUCACCCAUGAAGAGAAGCAGAGUCCAGAGAGUCUCAGGAUUGUGCUGAUAGGGAAGACUGGCAGUGGAAAGAGCUCUUCAGGAAACAUCAUUCUAGGAAGAAAGGAGUUUAAAGCUGAAUCAAGUCAAACAUCAGUCACCAGGUUUUGUCAGAAAGCAGAGAGUGAAGUGGACGGUCGUCCUGUUGCUGUGGUCGACACUCCUGGUCUGUUUGAUACAACCAUGUCCCAUGAGCAAGUUAAUGAGGAGCUGGUGAAAUGUAUCAGUCUUCUGGCUCCAGGACCACAUGUCUUCCUGUUGGUGUUAGAAAUUGGCAGAUUCACACCAGAGGAGAAGGAGACACUGAAACUCAUCAAGAAAGUCUUUGGGAAAAAUUCAGAAAAAUUCACCAUCAUUCUUUUUACAAGAGGAGAUACGCUGAAACACGAGAAGCUGUCCAUUGAAGAAUAUGUUGAAAAGAAAUGUGAUGAUUCCUUUAAGAAGCUGAUCUCUGACUGUGGAAGAAGAUACCAUGUGUUUAACAACUAUGACGAACAAAACCACACACAAGUCAGUGAGCUGAUCAACAAGGUCGACACCAUGGUGAAAAAAAAUGGAGGCAGCUGCUUCACUAAUGAGAUGCUGCGAGAGGCUGAAGCAGCGAUACAGAAAGAAAUGGAGAGGAUCCUGAAGGAGAAGGAAGAGGAUAUACAAAGAGAGCAGGUAAAACUUGACAGGCAACACAAACAAGAAAUGAAAGAGAUGAGACAAAGAAUGAAAGAACAAGAAGCAGAAAUUGAAAAGCAGAGAGAACUGACAGCCAGACAUCUCGAUGAACUGAAGGGAAAAAUUAACAAGGAGAGUGAAAGGAGUAAGAAAAAACAUGACAAGAGGGAAGAAGAAGAUAGAAAGAGAACAAAACAAGAAGAAACACAGCGACAGGAGUGGGAGGAAGAGCUUAAAAUUUUGCAGGAAAAAAUUAAUUCUGCAUCAGAUGAGGAAAAGAGAACUGAGCUAGAGCAAAAGAGAGAGGAGACAAAACAGAAACAAGAAGCUUGGAGGAGGAAACAAAAGGAAUGGUGGGACAACCGCAAGAGAGAAAAGGAACAGAAACAAAAGCAGGCCCAAAGAAUACUCAAAAAGCUCCUAACAGAAUAUGAGCAGCAGAGGGAAAAAUAUGAGAACAAAAUGAAAACCGAAGAUCAAAACAGAAGAGAAGAGGAGGAAAAAGGGAGAAAAGACUUGGAGGAAAAAUAUAAGAAAAUUAAGGAUGAUAUGCAUGAGAAAUAUGAAGAGGAGGCCAGAAAACAAGCUGAAGAACACAAUGAAUUCAGAGUGAUGUACAUCAUGAACUUUGCAGGUCUGAUGAAAGAGCACAUAGAGGAAAAGGAAGCACUGAGGCAAAAGUAUGAGAGACAAAUGCAAGAGACAGAAGAGGAGCACAGCAAAGAGAUUAAACAGUUAGACCGUCUCUCAAGCCACAAGGAAAAAUGUCUAAAAGAAGAAAUGGAGGAGUUGAAGAAAAAUCAUGAUGAAGAAAUAAAAGAUUUGAAAAAGAGAUACAAAGACAAAUGUGUCAUCCUCUGAUCCCCCCACUGACUGAACUCAGGAUGAUGUUAGCAGACUCAUCAUUAAUUCAAAUACUUAGAUCCACUCAGAAAAUGACACAGUGUAAAUAUGAGAAGAGCAAAAACUAUAAACUGUUAGGUGAUCUCUCAAGUUACAAAGACGCAAAGCUAAAAGAAACUUGAACAAAAAGAAAAACAACUCAAAGAAAUGGAGGACUAUCAUCCUGUGAUAAUGGUUCCAACUUGAAACUGUCCUUUUACCUUCACAUACAGAAAUAUCUGAUUUUAUUGAUAUACUGUAUAUGCAGCGUUUAAGGAAGGAAGAUUUGUGUUUGUGGAUUACACUCGAGUCAUUUAUGUCUGUGUAAUUUAACUGUGUGAGUUAAAUUUUGUGUUCUACUCUUUAAAUCCUCCUUUAAACAAAACAAGAACUACAUACUGUUUCAUGAAUUUAAAUGUUGAAAUUCUGGAGCGGAAGCACUGAAUUUUUCUUACUUUCUUCCUUCUUUCUUUGUCAGUUGUCAGGAAACCUUGCUGAUACAGCAUUUGCUAGUUACGUCUUGUCUCAGGAAAGAAAUACAACAAACGUUAUAAUAAAAGUGACCUUCGAGGUGAAGCUGAAUUGUAGACUUAACUAUGUAAACAAAAAUAUACAAUAAAAGACCCUCGUAGCCCUCA